Molecule: messenger RNA, 303 nt
Organism: Ilex paraguariensis (yerba mate)
Lineage: Eukaryota; Viridiplantae; Streptophyta; Magnoliopsida; Aquifoliales; Aquifoliaceae
Source: the annotation of a GenBank genome assembly
AUGAUCGAAAAAACUCAAAAAUUUGUCCAUGAAGCACCAACAAAAAUUGAGGAAGUGAUGGUUAUUUUCAAUGUACCGGAGGUGGAGAAACCCUCUACCACCACCACGGAGAAAGAAGCACCACCAAAUCUUGAGCCAAAGCCGGAGAAACCCGCCACCGUGGAAGAAGUAGUCGAAGUCGAGAAGGACAAAGAAAAAGAGAAGAUCACCGAAUCGACUUCGUUCAAAACAGACAGCAACGUAGUGGGUGAACUUCCUGACCCAGAAAAGAAGGCCUUGGAUGAACUCAAAGAGCUGGUUUAG